Pogona vitticeps (central bearded dragon) is the source of this 1887-nucleotide messenger RNA. RefSeq names its product defective in cullin neddylation 1 domain containing 2 (gene DCUN1D2). The record is from RefSeq and is a predicted model, not a curated record. Gene Ontology annotation, molecular function: cullin family protein binding; ubiquitin-like protein binding; ubiquitin conjugating enzyme binding. Gene Ontology annotation, biological process: protein neddylation. Gene Ontology annotation, cellular component: ubiquitin ligase complex. Lineage: Eukaryota; Metazoa; Chordata; Lepidosauria; Squamata; Agamidae.
CUCUCUUCAGCCGCUUGAGGGCAGAAUGCAUCAUGGGUAACGUAGUUUUUUACCCCCUCUUUCGCCUUUGCCUCUUGUCAAAGUCGGGCCUUGUUGACUUCCCUGCGCCAGCUCACAAUAGAGGUGGCGGCAGACGCUGCGAGAGUUACUUUCCGACCCGGCUUCGACCGCGAGUGGCAGAAGGGAAAGAGCGAAGUGGGCCCGAGAGAGACCUGACGCUCAACCAGACGAUGGCAGGCGGUUGAGAGAGUCGUGAGAAGAGCCGGAGGAAAACGGGGGAGGGGGAGGAGGGGAGAGUUGAAGUCAAGGGAAGGCGGCCCGGUACGCGCCUGCGCGGAACGACGGGGUAGCGGCGGCGGCGGCGGCGGCGGCAAGAGGAGCAGCAGCAGCAGCGCUGGCGCUGGAUAGUGAAGUUGGAGAAAGCGCUGCUGAUAAAAUGCAUAAGCUUAAAUCGUCUCAGAAGGACAAAGUCCGCCAGUUUAUGGCAGUUACCCAGGCUGGUGAAAGGACUGCUAUAUACUGUUUAAUGCAGAAUGAGUGGAAAUUAGAAGUGGCAACAGAUAACUACUUCCAGAAUCCAGACUUGUACUACAAAGAAUCCAUGAAGAUUUCAAUAGACCGAAAGAAAUUAGAACAGUUGUAUAACAGGUACAAAGACCCACAAGAUGAGAACAAAAUUGGCAUUGAUGGAAUUCAACAGUUUUGUGAUGAUUUAAGUCUGGACCCUGCCAGUAUCAGCGUUUUGGUCAUAGCAUGGAAAUUCAGGGCAGCCACUCAGUGUGAAUUCAGUAAAAAAGAAUUUGUAGAUGGAAUGACAGAACUGGGGUGUGAUACCACAGACAAGCUAAAGGCACUUUUGCCAAGGCUGGAACAAGAAUUAAAGGAUCCAAUGAAGUUUAAAGAUUUUUAUCAGUUUACCUUUAACUUUGCUAAAAACCCUGGACAAAAAGGUUUAGAUCUAGAAAUGGCAAUUGCAUAUUGGAAUUUAGUCUUAUCAGGAAGGUUUAAAUUUUUAGAUCUUUGGAAUAAAUUUUUAUUGGAACAUCAUAAAAGAUCAAUCCCCAAAGAUACUUGGAAUCUUCUUUUAGAUUUUGGAAACAUGAUUGCAGAUGACAUGUCAAACUAUGAUGAAGAAGGAGCAUGGCCAGUUCUAAUAGAUGAUUUUGUGGAAUAUGCACGACCAGUAGUCACAGGAGGAAAACGUAAAGCUUCCUAACCAUAGACUCUUCUCAGUGGACUUAAUUUGCAGUCUGAACUGCAUCAGGUAAUGAAGACAUUUUGGCCAAUAACUGUGCACACUUGUCACUGGUUUCGAAAGUCGUGGUGGGAUGCUACUGACGAAACAGAAAUCACUACUUCUGCUUCAAGAAAAUGAUGGCUGACUCAGCGGACACUGCAAGAAAAAAUUCAGAAGAUAGCCCAGCCUAUUUGUAGGAUAUUGGCUUCAAUUAUUGUACUGGUUGUAUCAUAUAGGAUGUAGAUCUUGCAUGAUUUUAUACUUUGGAGAAGUUUAACUAGAGGCCAUUUUAGUAACAUUUUGACAGCACAGCAUGCCAUUCAGUUCAUAACCCAGGGUGAACACCAGCAGUUACAUAAUUACAACUGUAUUAUAUUGUACUUAUAUUAAAAGCAGUAUUUGUGGUAUAUAAAUUAAAUCCCUAAAUAAAAUUUGUGGUAUGUGGUAUUUUUAUACAAACACAAAAGUUGUUGAGGUAAUGCUGUGAAACAUUUAUUGACACAUCUCUUCAGCUUGCUGCCAACAUUCUUGGUGUAUGGAGAAGCCAAUCAGGUCCAUUUUUAGGAAGUUUAAUUUUCUUAUUUUAAAACUGAACUCAACAAAAGUGUUUAUUGAUUGUUUGUAUUCAGUCAGUAAAGAAACAGCAAAUA